AUGCUCUCUCGGCAACUCCUUGCGGCUCUCCUUUUCUCUCUGGGGGUUCUGGCAGCCCCCGCACCUGGACACCAGUGUCCCGCGCCAACAGCACAGUCGGACCCGACUACCGCUCAGACGAACUCCCCGAGUACGACUAGCUCUUCUGCUUCAGCAAGCUCUCCCAGUGCGACAUCAGGUAGCUUGGAGUCGGAUGAGCUGGUUCGGGCUGCGUGGUAUACCCCCUGGAAGGCAAAUACAUUGCCUCUAGAGAAGGUCUCCUGGUCGAAGUACAACGUCAUGACCUUUGCAUUUGCCCUUACGACGAAUGAGCCCAGUGUUUUGGAGCUCGAUGCCCAAAGCAAACAGUUACUGCCUGAAUUCGUAGAACAAGCCAAGGCCAAUGGCGUGAAAGCUCUGCUUUCCAUCGGCGGUUACACAGGAUCGAAAUACUUCUCGACCGCAGUUGGAACGCCACAGAAUCGUACAGCCUUCCUCAAGGCCAUCGUUGAUAUUGCUACGCAAUACGAACUAGAUGGCAUAGACUUCGAUUGGGAAUUCCCGUACAAACCACUCUUGUCAUGCAAUGUCAUUUCUAAGGAUGAUACGGCAAACUUUCUUGAAUUCCUCCGAGAGCUGAAGAAGGACGAGAGAGGCGCUAAUCUUACACUCACAGCUGCGGUUCCUAUCAAGCCUUUCCUCGGUAUCGACGGCAACCCCUUGUCAAACGUCUCAGCGUUCGCUGAGGUAUUUGAUUACAUAGCAAUUAUGGCAUAUGACGUCUGGGGGCCAUGGUCCACCGAUACUGGGGUCGGGUUAGUCGGUCCCAAUGCUCCUCAGGAAGACCAAUGCUCGCCAAGCCCCAAAGGCUCUGCCCAGUCCGCCCUCGACGACUGGACUGAAGCCGGAUUCCCCGAGGAUCGCAUCGUACUCGGUGUUCCCUCCUAUGGCCGCGCCUACUCCGUCACUCCGAGCGAGGCUCAGAAAUUGUCCUUUGCAACUGGGAAAUUAACUGAAUACCCAGAAUUCGUUAGUAUCCCCCUUGGUCAAGGGAAGAACCUGGGACCACCUCCAAUGAUCCCUGCGGUGUCCCGGUACCGAGCGGGAAUGGUGUUUACGACUUCAGAGGACUCAUCAGCGCUGGAUAUCUUAAUAGUGAUGGCAAGGCAGCACAGGGAAUGGCCUAUGCAUUCGACCAGUGCAGCCAAACAGUGA
Molecule: messenger RNA, 1194 nt
Organism: Cyclocybe aegerita
Lineage: Eukaryota; Fungi; Basidiomycota; Agaricomycetes; Agaricales; Hemipholiotaceae
Source: the annotation of a GenBank genome assembly